Messenger RNA from Mycosarcoma maydis (corn smut), 942 nucleotides. RefSeq lists its product as uncharacterized. The transcript has a single exon. Lineage: Eukaryota; Fungi; Basidiomycota; Ustilaginomycetes; Ustilaginales. The record is from RefSeq and is a predicted model, not a curated record. Gene Ontology annotation, molecular function: hydrolase activity. The coding region runs from base 1 to 942 and encodes 313 amino acids.
AUGGGUCACAGCAUCAUUUCGCCGUGGUACUGGUUCCUGAAGCUCACAGCCACACUGUUCCGAUCCCUUGUGUAUUUGAAACGAGGCACACAGCGUUAUCUACGAAGCCGACCUUUGCCUGAAGGAGUCGUUCGUGAGACGUUACAAAUUCCCUCUCGAGACAAGGGCCGCUUCAUCGGAGUCGACCUCUACCGUCCAGCCGAUGCUGCCGCUUCGGCAAAGCUGCCUGUUGUCGUCAAUUGGCACGGUAGUGGCUAUGUGAUUCCAAGCUGGGGUGAGGAUCGCGAAUUCAUCGUCCAGGCUGUCAAGGCGCUAGGCUGCAACGUUCUCGACUGUGAUUACCGCAAAGGUCCCGAAUACCCUUUUCCGUCUGGACACGAUGACGCCCAAGAUGCUGUGGACUGGGUGCUGAAGCAGUCGCAACGCUUCGACAUCGACAAGUUGGCACUCUCCGGUUUCAGUGCUGGCGCAGGUCUCGCAUUGAGCACAGGCAACAUCUUUGGCCCGAGUAAAAUUCGCGCCAUCUCGUGCCUCUAUCCUCCCGUUGAUGUCAGUCUCGACCCGCCGGAGCAGCCGGUACCUUACGAUCCUCGCAGCGGCAUCCACCUGUCUCCUCGGGCAGUGAACCUGUUCAACAAUAGCUACCUACCGGCCCCCACGGAUCGAACACAGCCAAGAUUCCGUAUUCGCGGUCUCGAGACCUCUCGUUUCCCCAACCAUAUCUUUGUCGCUUGUGGCAAACUCGAUAUCCUCCACAACAACGCCAAAGAGUAUUUCGCCGAAGUAGCUCAGGCUGAAAAGGACAAGAAGAUCAUUUUUGUCGGCGUAGAGAGGGAAGAGCACGGUUGGGACAAGAAACCACUCGUGCCCGAGUCGUUCGAAUCGCGCGAUGACGUCUACCGUCAGAUGUUUGACAACAUCAAGCAAGCAUUCAGCAGCUAG